UCGAAAUAUCCGCAUAAAUAUUAUAUUACACCACAUAAUCCCAAUGAGUAAAACAAUAUUUCUAUAUUUUAAAAAACAAUUUUUGCAAAAGAAAUUCCAUUCUUAGGAAUUUUUUUAGGACCGCUUUCCGAAGCGGUCAUACAUCCAAGUCGCGACCAAUAUUUUAGAAAAUAUUUUAACAAUAUUUUUAAUAAAGAUUUUUAUAAUCUUUUUUCGUCAUAUAUAUAAAAUAUGUAUAAAAUAUUUUUAUAAUAUUUAUAAAAAAUUUUUAUGAUAAAUAUUUAUUAUUAUAUAUAUUUAUUAAUAUAUCAACCUCCCUGAUAUUUCGAAGCCAGCCCUCACGCAUAAUUUCAUUCUUCGGUAAAUGGAAGAAACUUACUUUUCAGAGAUUAUCUGUUGUAUUAUUUGCACACGAUUUUACAAUACACCGCAUUUUUAUUAAAUUUCACAUAAAAAAUUGUGAAUUACGAGCUCCUCGAUUUUUCGCGUACUCCAAACUCCAAAUUAGGAAGUGGAAAACGAAGGAGAGACAAGGAUACAACGCAUAUAUCAUACGGUGUGACAAAGAUACAAUGAAAACAGUUGUAGUAACCUCAUAUCAUAAAACAUUUAGUUUUUCGCAGUUGCCAGCCUGUUUGCCGAACGACCACCUCGAUGACAAAAGGGGUGUGACUUCCGAAACGCUGGCACACCAUGUCUAUUCCCACCACGGUCGGAACGCUCCGAGCCGUUUGGCGCGGCAGCUGCACGAAGGGUGAAUACCGUCUCCUUCUACCUGUCUCUCAGGUCAUCUGUUGUGUGUAUUAGUGUAUAUAGACAUAUUAAUAAAUACGAAUAGUCUUCCAACACAUUUCAACUUCAAAUUUAACGGACUUUUAGACCAGCAAACACAUAACCCUGGCAGUAUAGCAGUUGACGUCGAACCGUACAGUUGAAUAUUCGCUACAUUUUCCUCAAAAUUAUGAAUCGCCAAAAGGGUUCAAGAGAUUUAAGAAAAUCAGACAAUUUAAGAAAAUCGAGAACAAGAAAAAGAAAGAACGUGUUUAAUCCACAAACAGUGGAGCACAAUGAAGACAGUUUUAGUGCAUCUGCAAAGAAACUCAAGAGGCAAAAGGAAAUAAUUGUGCCGCAAGACAAUAACAUAGAAUAUAGAAUUAUAAACUUUAUUACCGUUUUUUCCACUAUUUCCAAUUUUAUAAAGUGCAAGCAAUGUAAUGGAAAUAUUAAUUUUUAAACUGCAGAUACGCGCGGCCUCGGUUUUAAAAUUGUUUUACUGUGUGAUAAUUGCGAGCCUCAGUAUGUUCCUUCGAGUACUUUUGUCUCACAUUCCUACGAAAUAAAUCGAAGAUUUAUAUUUACAAUGAGAGUUCUAGAAUUAGGAUUAAAAGGUGCUCAAAAGUUUUGUGGCUUAAUGGACAUGCCGGCUUUUUUUCAUCAGUCCACGUAUGAUAUGAUUGUAAAAUAUAUGCACGAAUGUAUUAAAACUAUUGCUGAAAUACUUUUUAAAAAGACCGUGAAAGAAGAAGUAGCAAAGACUUGUAAAGCAAAAAAUUUGGAUAAAAUAACUAAAUUAACUGUGUCUGGUGACGGGACGUGGAAAAAGCUCGGAUUUAGUUCUUUAUUCGGUGUUUCUUCUAUCAUCGGAUAUUACACUGGCAAAGUUAUUGUGAAAAGUUCAUAUUGCAAAUUAUGUGAAUAUUGGAGUAAAAAAAAAGGUUCUGAAGAAUAUGAAGAAUGGUUAAGUACGCAUACAGAUGAAUGUCACGCAAACCAUCAAGGGUCGUCAGGUAAAAUGAAAGUAGACGCAAUUCUGGAAAUGUUCCAGCGUUCAGAAAAAAUUUACGAUAUAAAAUACACGAACUACAUCGGUGAUGACGAUUCAAAAACGUACAAGGGUAUCAUAAAUGCUGCUCCUUAUGGUGAUAUUCCUAUUAUUAAAAAAGAAUGCAUUGGAUACGUCCAAAAAAGAAUGGGAAGUCGCCUGCGCGAGUGCAAAAAGGAAACGAAAGGGCUCGGCGGUAAAGGCAAGCUAACGACAAAAAUGAUCGAUAAAUUAACAGUUUAUUACGGUUUAGCAAUACAACGACAUUGUGAAUCAGUGAAAGAUAUGUAUAACGCGAUUUGGGUAACAUAUGAUCAUUAUAGCUCUACAGAUGAAAAACCGUGUCAUAGUAGAUGUCCGACUGGAGUUGAGUCAUGGUGUACUUGGCAGCGCGCUUCGGCGAAAGGAGAGCUGGCUUUAUUUAAACAUGAUUAUAAACUUUUACCUCCAGAUGUUUUGACUGCAAUCAAGCCUAUUUAUGAAGAUCUUAGUAAGAGUACUUUACUAGAAAGAUGUCUUGGCGGGUUUAACCAAAACAAUAAUGAGAGUUAUAACCAACUGAUUUGGAAAAUUAGCCCAAAAAUUAUUCCAAGUGGCUCAAUUAUUGUCGAAUUAGCCGCAUAUAUCGCUGCCUGUGUAUUUAAUGAGGGAUCAAUAACAUUACUACAGAUGCUACAAUCCAUAGGAAUAACCUGGUUUGGAAUGGCAAUGGUCACCGCAAAACGCGUUUUAAAAAAUAGCUUCAUGGAUAUUGUCUAUAACUUUUUUAUUUAUUAAUAUUUUUGCAUAAAAAAAUAUGAAGAUUUUAUCAAAGUAGAUUCUUUCGAACACAAAAACUUUCGUACAGAAAUAUGCAUAUAUUUUCUAGAAAAAAAUUCACAAAAAUUCGUAUUUUUUUGGCCUCGCAACUAGAUAUGACCCCUUAAUAUAAUACACCUAAUAAUACAUCUGUUUUUACAGUGUAUGUCUAUUUAACAGAUGGCAACUGCAGCAGAAAGAAAAUAACACAAAUUAUUUGUAUAGUUUAAUAUAUAAAAUGUAUAAUUAAUGGCA
Messenger RNA from Solenopsis invicta (red fire ant), 2875 nucleotides. RefSeq lists its product as uncharacterized. Bases 1361 to 2599 code for a protein of 412 amino acids. The transcript has 2 exons. The record is from RefSeq and is a predicted model, not a curated record. Lineage: Eukaryota; Metazoa; Arthropoda; Insecta; Hymenoptera; Formicidae.